Messenger RNA from Aspergillus lentulus, 567 nucleotides. RefSeq names its product succinate dehydrogenase cytochrome b subunit. Gene Ontology annotation, cellular component: respiratory chain complex II (succinate dehydrogenase); membrane. Gene Ontology annotation, biological process: tricarboxylic acid cycle; mitochondrial electron transport, succinate to ubiquinone. Gene Ontology annotation, molecular function: electron transfer activity. The record is from RefSeq and is a predicted model, not a curated record. NCBI's taxonomy places the organism in Eukaryota, Fungi, Ascomycota, Eurotiomycetes, Eurotiales, Aspergillaceae.
AUGAUCUCUCAGAAGGUUGCUCAGCAAUCGCUGCGGCGGCUUGCCGUCCAGCAGCCCUACGCCAUGCGGUGGUCUUUGAUGAACUCUGCCUCUCCUGCCGCUGUUGCUAUGGGAAGGAAUGUACAGAAGAGACACGCUGCUUCCACCACAUCCCAAGCCGACGCCUCCAAGAUCCUCGCCCAACAGCGCUUGAACCGCCCCGUUUCCCCUCACCUCUCCAUCUACCGUCCCCAGAUCACCUGGAUUGGCUCUAGCGCUCACCGUAUCACCGGCAUUGCUCUUUCUGGCUCCUUGUACCUUUUCGCAACCGCAUACCUCGCCGCGCCUCUGUUCGGUUGGCACCUCGAAUCGGCCUCUAUCGCUGCCGCUUUUGGCGCUCUACCCAUUGCUGCCAAGGUUUUCAUCAAGGGUACCGCUGCCUUCCCUUUCGUCUACCACUGCUUGAACGGCGUGCGUCACUUGGUCUGGGAUCUUGGACGUGGAAUUUCCAACCAGCAGGUUAUCAAGUCUGGUUGGACCGUGGUGGGCCUGACUGUGGUUAGCGCGCUCACUCUUGCUUUGCUGUGA